Molecule: messenger RNA, 1104 nt
Organism: Closterium sp. NIES-65
Lineage: Eukaryota; Viridiplantae; Streptophyta; Zygnematophyceae; Desmidiales; Closteriaceae
Source: the annotation of a GenBank genome assembly
AUGUUCCAGGCCCUCUACACUAGUGCUGAGUUCCGCUGUCUUAUUCCUUUCAUUCACCUUUUCUACGGGACACCCUCCGAUCUCCUUUACCGGGGGAAUGGAGGGGUGACCACCAUUCACUCGGAGCGCGGGACCCGUCAGGGCGACCCGCUCAGCCCGUUCUUGUAUGCACUCACACAGCGCAUGGCUCUACAGCCAGUUCUAGCCGAGGGCGAUGUCCAGCUAUGGUCAUACGCAGAUGACACUUACGUGCUGGGCCCUCCUUCCAGGGUGCUACACCACUUCGCAGAGAUUGUGAGGCACUUGCGCGAGCUGGGCCUUGCGGUCCAGCCACACAAGUGUCUCGUCUACGGCAGGGAUUUUGUGACUUCCAGAGAGGUGGAGGCAUUCACGAGUCUGGAGAUCGAGAUCGCUCGCAGAGGACUCACCGUCACGGGAGUGCCGGUGGGCUCUGACGCUUUUGUGGAGAGGAGCCUACCUGAGCGUCUGGAGAGGAUGGGGCGCGUGUUGCCGUGGCUUCCGAGACUGCGCCAGCCCAAGACAGCGGCCCUGUGCGGUGCGAGCUUCCGACAGAGCUUCGCAUUAGAUGAUGUUGACCAGAUCGAUCGAUCACUGCGGACGGCGCUGGAGGGCCUCCCACGUGACAUCCUCUCUCUCUUCCCCCCCUGGCAAUCUUGUGUCUCUGCUGCCCCUGAUUCUCUUUUCACAGGAGGCGCAGGUGCAGGCGCGUGGUUGACGGCGGUGCCGUACGCAGACUCGCUGUGCAUCCCAGAGGCGCAGUGGCAGGUGGCCUCAGCUUUCCGUCUCGGCCUCCCUAUCCCCCAACUAGCCCUAGCUGGUCGGUGUUCUUGUGGGCACGCGAUCGAUGACAUGACGGAACCUCACCACGUGGUGCGGUGCUCCCGCUUCGGCGUCGCCACGGUCAUCCACGACACCGUGACAUACAUGCGUUGGGACUUUGCUUCUGAGGCAGGUUUCGCAGUGAAGGUGGAGGACACCACUUUGAUUCUGCAUCUGGAGGCAGCUAGAGCGCGACUGCAGGGACUCUCGGGGACGGGGGACGGGGUACCGGGACAGUCAGGGGCACCGUGGGGACAGCAGUAG